Molecule: messenger RNA, 343 nt
Organism: Lucilia sericata (common green bottle fly)
Lineage: Eukaryota; Metazoa; Arthropoda; Insecta; Diptera; Calliphoridae
Product: trypsin inhibitor
Exons: 3
Coding region: 28-246 (72 amino acids)
Molecular function (GO): serine-type endopeptidase inhibitor activity
Source: RefSeq, a predicted model, not a curated record
AAGCGAGCGACAAGGCCUACCAACUCCAUGCAAAUUGAAAGUACUCUCAGUGAGAAAAGUACUAGUAAAUCUUGUUUGGAACCCAAGACUCCCGGUGUCUGUCGUGGAAAAUUAUUACGUUAUGCCUAUGAUGACAAAUCCAAAAGUUGUGUAAGUUUUUAUUAUUCGGGUUGUGGUGCCACACACAACAAUUUUCUCACCUAUGAAGAGUGCCGUCGUGAAUGUAUACCCCAGUCGAGAUAUUAAAGUUAAUGAAAAUUAAAAUAUUUAAUUAUGAUUAUGAUUUCUUGUUAAAAUUUAAAUAUUUCGAGUGUUAACUACCUUGAAUGAAAAUAUAUUUGUA